GUGGGUGCCUUGGCAGAAUCCCAGAGUGGGGGGCUACAUCAUAGGCCCAGCCUGCCCUGAACCUUGAGGCCGGCUGAAGAGUGGGGAAGGGGUUCCCCUGCCUUUAGUCUUAAAGCCAGGCUGCAGGAGGCCCUAGGGGAACUCUGGCUCCAAGUCCCAGCCCCUCACCCCAUCCCCUAUCUGAGGAGGAGGCGGGUGGCCCAGGCUGUGCAGCCAGAGCUUCUCAGCUCAGAGCUCCGGAGGAGCCAGAUGUAACAUUGACCUUAAAUGGUAAAAGCUCCCCAGAGUGAAGAGAGGCUGGCCAGGGGAGGAAAGGGAAUAACUUAGUUUUAGGUAAGUCAUCAGCUAUCGCCUAGAAUAACCUGCCUGUUCAGCCGGAGGAAAGCAGAGGGAAGCCUUCUCUUCCUUAAAGGACUCUCCCUCCACAGGACCGCUCCACAGCCCUCCUGCCAUCAUCCUGACUGGGGAUGCCAGUUCAUCAGGAGAAACCGACAAAAACCUGGCCAACAGGUACACGUCCCAGAGCUCCCAGUCCCCACCGGAGGCUUUCUCACCGACACCUGAGGGUCUCCACCGCUUCCCUGACUUCUGUGGACCCCGCGGGGCGUGUCAUUGACCUGGUAAAUGACCAGCUGCCGGACAUCAGCAUCUCAGAGGAGGACAGGAAGAGAAACCUGGCUCUGCUGGAAGAAGCCAAGCUGGUGAGUGAGCGAUUCCUGACCCGACGCGGGAGGAAGUCCCGGAGCAGUCCAGGAGACCCUCCUCCAGGCGUUUCCCCAAACCUCAGCCGGGGAACUUCUCCUGAGCCCUCUAGGAGCGGCACCCUCCCUGUCUCUACCCCACCAGGUGUGGAUGUGAGCGGUGACCCACAGUCCCCUCCGCCAGGAUCACCAGCGCAGUUCCUCCAGCAAAAAGGAGAUGAAGUCGAUGUCUCUUCACCUCGCCUCAGUGAGCCUCAUGUCCCCAAAGGGCUAGCUGACCGGAAGCAGAGCGACCAGAGGAAGGUAUCUCAAGGCAGGCUGGCUCCUCGUCCUCCCGCGGUGGACAGAUCUAAAGAACUCGCCAUAGAACAAAAGGAAAACUUUGAUCCCCUCCAGCAUCCCGAAACCACACCCAAGACCCAGGCUUCUGGAACAAGUGCCACUGGGAAGAUGGCCCUGAACAGUCCCCAACCUGGCCCUGCGGAGAGCGAGCUGGGGAGGCAGCUCCUGAAGACAGCCAGAGAAAGCAACCCUCUGCCCAGGAGCGCUGCCCAGGCCUCCGCAGAGGUGGCUCCCCCAGCUCCCCAGGGUAAAGGAUGUCCUGGAGAGCCCGCGGGGCCCAAGGUUGGUGCCAAGGCUGAGCCGCGGAGCCCCGUGUCUCGGCCCCCCCUGAUACGGGGACUUUCCAGGGACGGUGGACCUGAAGAGCCAGGUCCCCGGCUGCAGAAAGUGCUUGCCAAGCUGCCCUUGGCAGAGGAAGAGAAGCGGCCCCCAGGCAAAGCCAUCAGCAAGCCCACCAAGACGCCUGGGCUCAAAGACUUCCAGAUACAAGUACAGCCGGUGCGCAUGCAGAAACUGACCAAACUCCGGGAGGAGCACAUCCUGAUGAGGAAUCAGAGCUUGGUGGGGCUCAAACUUCCUGAGCUGAGUGAAGCGGCCGAGCAGGAGAAAGGAGGGACGUCUUCUGAAGUCUCCUCAGCGACGGCUGAAGAAGAAUCAAAGAGUGGCUUGGACGUCAUGCCUAAUAUUUCUGACGUGCUGCUGCGCAAACUGAGGGUCCACAAGUCUCUCCCUGGAAGUGCCCCUCCCCUUACUGAAAAGGAAGUUGAGAACGUGUUUGUACAACUGUCCUUGGCCUUUAGAAAUGACAGCUACACCCUGGAAUCUAGAAUUAACCAGGCUGAAAGGGAACGCAACCUGACAGAGGAAAACACGGAGAAGGAACUGGAAAACUUCAAAGCUUCCAUUACGUCCUCAGCAUCUAUCUGGCACCACUGUGAGCAUCGCGAGACCUAUCAGAAGCUUCUGGAAGACAUCGCAGUCCUGCACCGCCUGGCUGCCCGCCUCUCUAGCCGGGCUGAGGUAGUGGGAGCCGUCCGCCAGGAGAAGCGCAUGUCGAAGGCCACAGAAGUGAUGAUGCAGUACGUGGAGAACCUGAAGAGGACGUAUGAGAAAGACCACGCGGAGCUCAUGGAAUUUAAGAAACUUGCAAAUCAGAAUUCAAGCCGUAGUUGUGGCCCUUCUGAAGACGGGGUCCCUCGCACGGCACGGUCCAUGUCCCUCACGAUGGGAAAGAAUGUGCCCCGCCGGAGGGUCAGCGUUGCUGUGGUUCCCAAGUUUAAUGCCCUGAGCCUGCCUGGCCACGCUCCCAGCUCGUCACCCAUCCCCUCCCUACCAGCCCUGUCAGAAGCACCCAAUGGGAAGAGCAACGCGUCCAUCGCCCCAGCACUGCCUGCGCUUUUGGAAAAUGGAAAGACAAACGGGGAGGCUGACUGUGAAACCUGUGCCCCCGUGCCACUCCCGAGCCGCCUGGAGGAGAGGAGCCAAGAGAACAAGGCCAGGGUGGAGGAAGAAGCCUUCACCAAGGGAUAUCAGGAAGGUCUCAAGAAGACCACAGAACUUCAGCAGUUGGCAGAGGAAGAGGAAGAACAGAAGAGUGAGAGUCCUGAGGAACCAGAGGAACCAGAAGAAACUGAAGAGGAGAAGGAGCCGAGAGGCAGCAAACUUGAAGAUCUGGUCCACUUCCUACAAGUCAUGUAUACCAAAAUGUGUCAGCACUGGCAAGUGAUCUGGAUGAUGGCUGCAGUGAUGCUGGUCUUAACUGUCGUGCUAGGGCUCUACAGUCCCUAUAACUCUUGUGGGGAGCAGGCCGAAGGGCCCCCUGGGAGAUCCACCUGCUCAGCUGCCCAGAGAGACUCCUGGUGGAGCUCAGGACUCCAGCACGAGCAGCCUACAGAGCAGUAGGCCACCUGACUCCCAGCCCUGCCCUGCUUCAGCACAUUCAGCCCACCGUCCUGUCCCCAAAAAUGUCGUGUCAGGCCCAGGUGUGGGCACAUAGCCACCUAUCCUAUCGGGGACUGAGGAGGACUUUUCACUCGGGGCUAGUUGCACUCUCGGAGGAUCAAUGAAACUGCGCUAGGAAAGAAGUGACCUUUGCCAAGGACUGUGACUGAAGAGAAGGGCUCCUGCCCUUAGUCCAGAUGGACAGACAGAACUGAAGUCCCUUCACUUGGGGGGCGAGGGGGGGGACAGUCAGAAGCUCAGUCUCCUCUCCUCCCUGUCUGCAAUUGGUGACGACCAGGAAAAGCUGUGCUGGAUGGCCAACGCGGACCUGGAAUUUGGAGUCACAACAUGGCUGCCCUUCAGUCUCUCCUCUUCACUUCGGAUUCAGUUUUCUUUGGUGGUUUUCUUUUUUUUUUAAUUUUUCCACAGAGUAGGAAAGGUUUCUCAGAAAAUGUCCCAGGCAAAUUCAGCUCCAUGCUUGGAAGGACAAUGUGAAGAUUAAUAUAUAUCUGCA
This is a messenger RNA of Jaculus jaculus (lesser Egyptian jerboa), 3498 nucleotides long. It is a transcript of the gene Irag1, whose product is annotated as inositol 1,4,5-triphosphate receptor associated 1. The transcript is spliced from 20 exons. The record is from RefSeq and is a predicted model, not a curated record. NCBI's taxonomy places the organism in Eukaryota, Metazoa, Chordata, Mammalia, Rodentia, Dipodidae. The coding region runs from base 468 to 2945 and encodes 825 amino acids.